Molecule: messenger RNA, 1632 nt
Organism: Colius striatus (speckled mousebird)
Lineage: Eukaryota; Metazoa; Chordata; Aves; Coliiformes; Coliidae
Product: solute carrier family 35 member B1-like
Exons: 9
Coding region: 276-1334 (352 amino acids)
Biological process (GO): UDP-galactose transmembrane transport
Cellular component (GO): Golgi membrane; endoplasmic reticulum membrane
Molecular function (GO): UDP-glucose transmembrane transporter activity; UDP-galactose transmembrane transporter activity
Source: RefSeq, a predicted model, not a curated record
GGGUUACAUCACUGGUAGGGCCGCGCUCGGUGAAGGUCCCUAGUCUGGAGUUGCCCCGAGCGCCGCCGGCUUCUAAGGUUGCUCUGUGGUCGUGCUAGCUGCUGAGUCGCGGCGGGGGUGGCCCCGGGACGGCUCCGAGAGGUCUCGGCGCUCUCCUCCCACUGACUGCACGCCGUCCCCAGCGGUGUGCGCCCCGCGGUGUGCCCGGCAGCGUGACGGGUGGGCGCGGCCGGUUGGGGCGGGCCCUGCGCGGCGGACGGGCGCAGGCCGUGCGUAUGAGGCAGCCCGCUCCGCCAUCGGCCGCGCCGCGGGAUGUGGUGCUGGAGGUGCCGCCGGCGCUGAGUGGCUGUGCCGCCGCGAUGGGAGUGGGCGACAGCGGUUCCGUGCUGCCCGAGCGUCUCCGCCUGCCCGUCUGCUUCCUCGGCGUCUUCGCCUGCUACUUUUACUACGGCAUACUGCAGGAGAGCAUCACGCGGGGACGGUACGGGGAAGGCGCGAAGCAGGAGAAGUUCAGGUACGCCCUGACCCUCGUCUUCAUCCAGUGCAUGAUCAACGCCGCCUUCGCCAAGCUCCUAAUCCAGGUUUUUGAUGCAGUCAAAGUGGAUCGGACGCGGAGCUGGCUCUACGCCACCUGCUCCCUCUCCUACCUGGGUGCCAUGGUCUCCAGCAACUCGGCGCUGCAGUUUGUCAGUUACCCGACGCAGGUCCUUGGCAAAUCUUGUAAACCCAUUCCAGUCAUGCUUUUAGGAGUGACUCUGCUGCGGAAGAAGUACCCGCCAGCCAAGUAUCUCUGCGUCCUCUUGAUAGUGGUAGGCGUGGCCCUGUUUUUGUACAAGCCGAAGAAGGUAGUGGGGAGUGAUGACCAUGUCUUCGGCUACGGGGAGCUGCUCCUGCUGGUGUCAUUGACCUUGGAUGGGCUGACUGGAGUCUCCCAGGACCACAUAAGAGCUCACUACCAAACGGGCUCGAACCACAUGAUGCUGAAUGUUAAUCUGUGGUCCACCUUGUUCCUGGGGGCUGGGAUACUGUUCACUGGCGAGCUCUGGGAGUUCCUGAGUUUCAUAGAACGCUACCCUGGGAUCAUUUACAACAUCCUGCUGUUUGGCCUGACGAGUGCACUGGGGCAGAGUUUCAUUUUCACGACUGUGGUGUACUUCGGCCCUCUGACCUGUUCCAUCAUCACCACAACCCGCAAGUUCUUCACUAUCUUGGCCUCCGUUGUUCUGUUUGCCAAUCCCAUCAGCAGCAUGCAGUGGAUGGGGACAGUCCUGGUGUUCCUGGGCCUUGGACUUGAUGCCAAAUUUGGAAAGGGGGUAAAGAAGACAUCGCAUUGAGGACGUGGCUGGUCUCUGCAGUCGGAAUGAACUUUUAAUUUAUUGUCUUGUACCUCAGAAUCUGUUAUGAAACUGGACUCAAGAUAGGUAAUCAGAAGGGGAGCGUGUGGAUUACUUGUUGAUUUAGUUUCUUAAUUCUAAAUUUUCUUAAAAGUGUAAUGCUUUAGUUUAACUGUAAUUAGGCAUUUAUUGUUUUUCUGUAAUCAAAGCUGCAAUACUAGGUCCUAGCAGCAGGCUGAAAUUCUUGCCUUAACAGGAAAAAAAUAACCAUAUCUUUAUUAAACAAAAAGUGAUAAUG